This is a messenger RNA of Paramecium octaurelia, 1222 nucleotides long. The record is from the annotation of a GenBank genome assembly. Lineage: Eukaryota; Ciliophora; Oligohymenophorea; Peniculida; Parameciidae.
AUGAUGAGAUGGGAAACAAAUAUUAGGCUCUUUUAGAUUAUACCAAGGUCAUAGAUUUGGAUCCAAAGAAUAUACAGGCAUAUAUUUAAAGAGGUAUCAAUAUCAUUUUAUAUGUAAUAGGAAUUUUAUUUGGGGAAUUGGGAUAAGGCCCUCAUAGAUUUUAACAAAGUUGUUGAACUAGUUUCUCAUCAGCCUUCCAAUAAUGCAUCGUUUUUUUAUAACAGAGGUAAUUAAACUUUGUGUUGAGUAGGAUUUUUUUAUUAGCAAAUGGGAAAUAAGAACCUCGCACUAGAUGAUAAUAGAAGAGCUAUUGAAUUGGAUCCUGAGGAUCCUUAAAGUUAUUGUAACAGAGGUAGCUGUUUAUUCUAUACUUAAUAGGAAUGAUCUUCAAAGAAAUUGAUGAACAAGACAAGCCACUAAUUGAUUAUAACAAAGCGAUUUAGUUGAAUCUAAAUAAGGCUGCUUUUUAUUUUCAUCGAUCUACUUUAUUUAUAAUGAUAUAUAUAUAUAGGGAUUUUAUAUAAUAAAAUAGGAAAUAAAUAGUUAUCUCUCUCAGAUUAUAAUUAGGCUAUUGAUUUAGAUCCUAAUGAUGUUUAGGCUUAUUAUAACGGAGGUUAUCAGUACAUUAUAUUGAAUAGGAGCCCUUCACUUUAUAAAGAAAAAUACAACUUAAGCAGUAUUAGAUUUUAAUAAGGCUAUUGAAUUGGAUCCUGAAGAUGAAUCAACAUUUUCAUAUAGAGGUUAUCAACUACUAUAUGGAAGGACUUAUAUAUUAGAAAGUGGUGGAUAAGAAUUAAGCACUCUAAGACUAUGACGAGGCAAUUGAAUUGAAUCCUAAAAACCAGUUGCCUUAUUAUUAAAGAGGUUAUUAGAAUAUUCUAGUGACUAGGAGUUCUAUAGAGUGAAAUUGGAAAUAACGAUCAGACCCUAAUAGAUUAUAAUACUAGUAUUGCAUUGGAUCCUAAUAAUUCCAAUUUUUAUACUAAAAGAGGUAAUUAAGCUAUUAAGUGUGAAAGGUGCUCUUUUAAAAGAACUUAAUGUAAACGAUAAAGCAUAUUAAGAUUACAAUAAGGCGCUUGAGUUGGAUUCUAAUAAUCUAUUUGCUCUUGCCAAUUUAGGUGAUCUAUAUUAUAAAAGGUAAAAUUAUACUAUAUCGUUUGAUUAAUAUUACCGAGUACUUAAUCUAUUGAUGGACAUAAACCUCAGCAAAUCAAACAGUUGA